This is a messenger RNA of Boleophthalmus pectinirostris (great blue-spotted mudskipper), 2169 nucleotides long. Its product is annotated as multidrug and toxin extrusion protein 1-like. Gene Ontology annotation, cellular component: membrane. Gene Ontology annotation, molecular function: antiporter activity; xenobiotic transmembrane transporter activity. NCBI's taxonomy places the organism in Eukaryota, Metazoa, Chordata, Actinopteri, Gobiiformes, Gobiidae. Gene Ontology annotation, biological process: xenobiotic detoxification by transmembrane export across the plasma membrane. Bases 118 to 1878 code for a protein of 586 amino acids. The transcript is spliced from 18 exons. The record is from RefSeq and is a predicted model, not a curated record.
GCACCGAGGAGACACCACUCCAUAAGCAUGACAGAGAGGGGCAAACAGCAGAGGCAUACACUCCUGUGCAACUAAGAGAUCCAGGGACAAGGUGCUGGGAUAGAGCAUCGUGCACACAUGGAGACAUUCAACAGUGACCGGCUCUUCUGCUGCCCAUGGCUGCGCCACAGAGUACCCGUGGCCUACAGAGAUGAGCUUUACCAUAUCCUCAGGAUGACUGUGCCAGUGUUGAUUACUCGAAUUCUUGGAUACCUGCUCCCCUUUGUGAAUACUAUAUUCUGUGGACGUUUGGGAAAUAAUGUCAUGGCUGGCUAUGGUCUGGCUUGUGCUGCCAUUAAUAUAACAACAGCUUCAACAGGGUUUGGUCUGGCAGUGGCCUGUGAUACGCUGGUGUCUCAGACUUUUGGGGGUAAGAACCUGUUGCGUGUUGGAGUGAUUCUGCAGAGGGGCAUUCUCAUCCUGAUGCUCUUCUGUCUGCCCUGCUGGGCCCUGCUCAUCAACGCAGAGGCCAUCCUCCUCUGUCUGGGACAGGAACCCGAGGUUGCCAGAAUAGCCCAGACCUAUAUGACAGCCUUUAUUCCAGCAGUGCCAGCCAUGUUUCUCCAGCAGCUGCAGGUCUCCUAUUUACAGAACCAGGUUAUUAUCCUGCCUCAGAUGUUCACAGCUGUUGCUGCAAACAUAGCCAGUGCACUAACAAACUACAUUCUUGUGUUUUGGCUGGAACUGGGCAUCAGUGGUUCUGCAGCAGCCAACACCAUGUGUCAUUUCUAUUCCUGUGGGUUCCUCUUUAUUUAUAUUCGGUGGAAGAAAGUACACACUGAGACAUGGGGAGGUUGGUCUAUGGAGGCACUGCAGGAGUGGGGUUCUUUUAUGAAACUGGCCAUUGCAAGUACAGUGAUGAAGUGUGCAGAGUGGUGGGUUUAUGAGUUUGGAGGGUUCUUUGCAGGAAUGGUGAGUGAAAAUGACCUGGCUGCCCAACAUGGAGUCAUAAUGAUAGCGUUCAUUACAUACAUGUUUCCUAUGGGAAUCCAAGCAGCCACCUGUGCUCGAGUAGGCAAUGCACUGGGAGCAGGGAACACUUCUAGAGCCAAACUAACUGUGAAAGUCUCCUUUGGACUCGCAGUUAGCUUUGCCAUAGUUGAAGGUACUGUGCUGGCCUCUACUAAACAUGUGAUUGGAUACAUUUUUACCAAUGAUGAAAAAAUAGUAAGCCUGAUCUCAUAUUUGAUGAGUGCCUACUGUUUCCUACAGAUUUUUGAUGGCAUUGUGUGUGUGUGCACAGGCAUCUUUGUGGGCACAGGGAAACAGAUGAUCCCAGCUGUGGCUAACCUCAUUGGAUACUAUGCCAUUGGACUCUCAAUGGGAAUAGUACUCAUGUUUGUAGCAAAACUACAGACGUUAGGGUUUUGGCUGGGACUGUUAAUUUGUGUUUGUAUACAAUCCACCUUCUAUGUCAUCAUCAUCAUCUUUAAGCUGAACUGGAAGACAAUAACAGAUGAGGCGGUAAAACGGGCACGCAAAACAACUCACCUGGCCCUAUUAAAUGAAAAAAUUGUAUUAGAAACUACGAGUAAUGACAAUGCUGUACAGACGUCUAGAACUGUUAAUACAGCAGAUGGCUACAAAGCUACAUACCUAGAAGGUGAUGAGGCAGUGAAACCAAUAGGUCAUCAGGGGAAAGGUGCUCUGUCCCCCGGUCAGCUGCUGCUCAGACGUGGCCUCGUGGCUCUGGGGGCUGUGGCUAUUCUGGCUCUGGGUGUGUCUGUGCACUUCCUGGUACCUCUUCCUGAAUCACACUCCUUACAGAUUAACUCCACUUUGAACCAAGUCAACACAACUGACCCCUCCACACUGUUGUUUCCAAUCCAACAACAGUGAAGUAAAUACUGUGAUUAUGAAUAUGAUUAAGUUAAAAAUUUAACCCUUAUCCUAUGCCACUGUGAGUUCAAAAUAACAAAUGAAAAAUUGUUGAAUUUGCUAAAUGCUAUUCAAACAGUUUCCUAUGUGCUGCAAAAAGAAACUUACAAGCAUAAAUCCUCUUAAUACAACAUAACAAAAAUAAUAAUUUGUUAUUUCAGUGUAAUGUAAUAAUAUUCAUAUUUCAUUGUCAGUAUUUGUAUAUCUUGAUAAAUUAUGUAUGUUUAGUUUUUUUAUGUACUUUUGUACAAU